AUGGCCGGCGAGGAUACCGAGUUCAACGGCGAGGCCUGGCCCGCCAAGGAAGCCAAGGUGGGCUAUCUGCACCAGGAACCGAGGCUCGACGACGACAAGACGGUGGCCGAGAACGUGAUGGAGGGGCUGGGCGGCCUGAAGGCGCUGGUCGAUCGCUUUAACGAGGUCAGCAACGCCUUCGCGGAGCCCGAUGCCGACUUCGACGCCCUAAUCGCCGAGCAGGCCGAACUGCAGGAGAAGAUCGACGCCGCCGGCGCCUGGGAUCUGGACCGCACCAUCGAGAUCGCGAUGGACGCCCUGCGCUGCCCGCCCGGCGAAGCCAAGGUGUCCAAUCUCUCGGGCGGCGAGCGGCGGCGCGCGCGCCAGCGCGAGCUGGAUCACGAGGCCGAGUGGAUCCGACAGUCGCCCAAGGCGCGACAGUCGAAGCAGAAGGCGCGCAUCCAGGCGUACGAGGAGCUGCUGAACACCCAGGUCGACAAAGCGCCGGAGGCCGGCCAGAUCGUGAUCCCGCCGGGUCCGCGCCUGGGCGACCUGGUGAUCGAGGCGCAGGAUCUGCGCAAGGGCUUCGGCAAUCACCUGCUGAUCGAGGAUCUCUCCUUCAAGGAGCAGCCGGACGGCGGCAGCCUACGGAUCGGCGACACCGUCAAGCUGGGCUACGUCGACCAGAGCCGGGACACCCUGAAAGCCGACAACACGAUCUGGCAGGAGGUGUCGGAAGGCGCCGACGUGAUUCAUGUCGGCAACCACGACCGCUGGUUCCUGGACCGCGUGGCCACUCACAUUCUGGCCUUCGAGGGCGACAGCCGGGCGGUUUGGUACGAGGGCAACUUCCAGGAUUACGAGGAAGACAAGAAGCGCCGUCUGGGCGACGCCGCCGUCGAGCCCCAUCGCAUCAAGUACAAACCCCUGACGCGCUGA
Symbiodinium necroappetens is the source of this 918-nucleotide messenger RNA. Lineage: Eukaryota; Dinophyceae; Suessiales; Symbiodiniaceae. The record is from the annotation of a GenBank genome assembly.